Tachyglossus aculeatus (Australian echidna) is the source of this 4701-nucleotide messenger RNA. RefSeq names its product macrophage stimulating 1 receptor (gene MST1R). The record is from RefSeq and is a predicted model, not a curated record. The coding region runs from base 155 to 4399 and encodes 1414 amino acids. The transcript is spliced from 21 exons. Gene Ontology annotation, biological process: positive regulation of axonogenesis; positive regulation of kinase activity; nervous system development. NCBI's taxonomy places the organism in Eukaryota, Metazoa, Chordata, Mammalia, Monotremata, Tachyglossidae. Gene Ontology annotation, cellular component: semaphorin receptor complex; membrane. Gene Ontology annotation, molecular function: ATP binding; protein binding; semaphorin receptor activity.
CCCGCAACCGUGCCCUAGGUGAGUUUUCUCUCUGCUUCUGGAGCCCGCGGCCGCCCAGCCCCAUAGAAUGGUGCCCCCCGGCCCUCUGCACAUCCCGGACUCCCCCCGUGCUGAGGGCCUCAGGUGAGCCUUGGAGCAGAGUUUCCUCUCUGAGAUGGGGCCUGUCAUCGGUCUGCUGCUCCUGACACUGCUCCAUGUCCCAGGAGGGCUGGGCAGUACGGAUCCCUGGAAGUGUCCCCGGAUUCCCUUUGCUGCCACUCGGAACUUCACCGUGAGGUACGAGGUACACAACUUCACUGCCAGUGGCCCCAUUCAAGGCCUGUUGGCUUACAGGAGUGUGGAGGGUGCCGCAGUUUUUGUGGCCACGCAGAACCGGCUGCAUGUGCUGAAUGCAGCCCUGGAGAGCCAGGGAGUGCUGAGCACUGGCCCCACGAGAGACCCGACCUGUGAGACCUGCGCCUCGUGCAAAGAUGGGGCUGCAGACCCAUGGAGGUCUGAUUCCAAGGACACAGACAACCAGGUACUGGUAAUGGACCCCUAUGAAUCAUGGCUGUUCAGCUGUGGGAGCACCUUACAGGGCCGCUGCUUCCUGCACGAGCUCAAGCCCCACAACGGUUCAUUCCACCUAAACCACACCCUGUGUCUCUUCUCUCCAGAGCACAACAAAAUCACCGCCUGCCCAGACUGUGUGGCCAGCCCGAUGGGCACGCAGGCUCUGGUGCUGGAGCACGGUUACUCCGUGUACUUCUAUGUGGCCUCGUCCCUCAACUCCACCGUGGCCUCCCAGUACAGCCCCGGCUCGGUCUCCAUUCGCCGGCUGAGGAGCUCCCAGGAUGGCUUCUCCCCAGACUUCCAGAUGCUGUCAGUGCUGCCCGCAUACUGGGACACCUAUCCCAUCGAGUACGUCUAUGCCUUCCAUUACCGCUCCUUUGCGUUCUUCCUGACCGUGCAGCGGGAGCACCUGGAGGCCAGCACCUACCAUACACGGCUGAUCCGGCUGAGCGCUAAGGAGAAUGACCUGGGCCAGUACCGGGAGCUGGUCCUGGACUGCCGCUUCGAGACCAAGCGGCGGAGGCGCCACGUCCAGGGGCCGCCUACCCACAGGGUAUACAAUGUUCUCCAAGCAGCGCACCAGGCCCCUGUGGCCUCCAGACUGGCUGAGGAGCUGAACAUCCCGGAGGGGGAGGAGGUGCUGUUCGGGGCCUUUGCUGUGAGCCAAGAUGGCAGCUUGGCUCCGAGCCCCAACUCUGCUGUCUGUGCCUUUCCCAUGAACAUGAUCAACCUGGCCAUCGAGCAGGGCAUGGAUGGGUGCUGUGAGCCUGGGGCCCACGAGAGGAGGGUACUCCGGGGUCUCGAGUUCUUCCAGCCCAGAGGGUUUUGCCCUCACCCGCCAGGCGAAGUGUUUAAGGGCUCCAAUGUCACCUGCCGGAGCUUUCCCACGCUCAUCCCCGCCAACAGCUACCGUGUGGACCUGUUCAACGGGCGGCUGAACAACAUCCUACUCACCGCACUCCAUGUCACACCCCUGGACAAUGCCACUGUGGCGCAUAUGGGCACCGCCGAUGGGCGGGUCCUUCAGGUGGAACUGGCAAGAUCCCUCAACUACCUGUUGUAUGUAUCCAACUUCUCUCUGGGCUCAGAGCAGCCUGUGAAGCGGGAGGUGAGUCGACUUGAGGAUCACCUGUUCUUUGCCUCGGGCAACAAGGUGUACAAAGUGCCCAUCAAAGGGCCCGGCUGUCGGCACUUCCUGACUUGCAGCCGGUGCCUGCGGGCAGAACGUUUCAUGGACUGCGGCUGGUGUGAGGAUAUGUGCACCCGGCAGGAGGAGUGCCAUGGCACCUGGCAGCAGGACCACUGUCCCCCUGUUAUCACUAAGUUCCACCCGCAUAGCGGUCCCAUACGAGGCAACACAAGAUUGACACUAUGUGGCAUGGACUUCCAGAGCUGUUUCCAUUGCAGUUCCACCCCAGGCACCCAGAAUGUCACCGUGGGCCAGAGUCCCUGCAGGCUGCUGCCCAAAGACAACCUAGAUCUCAGAUUCCACCAGCCCAAGAAGGACUUUGUGGAGGAGCUGGAGUGUCAGCUGGAGGCUGCAGGAACGCAGGUGCCAGGCCCUGCCAAUGUGACCCUCAGCAUCUCCCAGGAACCUCAUCAUCACCCCUUCCGAGUAGAUGGCUCUUCUGUCCUGGGAGGGUUCACGUUUGUGGAGCCGGUGGUGACGUCCAUCCGGCCCCUGUUUGGCCCACUGGCUGGGGGCACCCAGCUGUCCAUCCAGGGUCAGAACCUGAAUGUUGGGGAUGGCCAGCAGGUGCUCAUCAAUGAGACCGAGUGCCACCUGGACAGCCAGACUGAAAAGCUGCUACUCUGCACCAUUCCCCCAGGGGGGCACCUGGGCAAUGCCUCCAUCACCCUCCGCAUUGGGGGAGCCUUGUUCCACACCCCCAAGCCCUUCCAGUACCUGAAGAACCCCCAUAUCAUCAGCAUCACACCCAACUGCAGUUUCAGAAACUCUCACAUCACUAUCCAGGGCACCCACCUUUCCUCAGUGUGGCACAUGGCUGUCUCGUUCAAUGAUGGGAAAGAGGAGGUAAAUAAUCUGGAAUGUGAAGGGUCCCUGAGCACAGAGCGACUCUGCAAAGUUCCAGACUACACUGUCCUGGGCCAGGCGGGAGUCGUCCUCGGGAACCUGAGCAUCUGGGAUGGCAGGACCAUCCUGUACCACCUCCCUCGCUUCCGUUACUACCCUCGGCCCCAGUCCCCCAACACCAACGACAGCCAGUACGAGAGCAGGAUCCCGUUGUCCCCUGGGAUGGACACGGUGGCCAUCAAGUAUUUCGGGAUGGAUGCGGUGGCCGGCUGUAUGGAGGUCAACAUGACAGUGGGUGGGCAGCACUGUCUCUCCAGAGUAUUGAACGACGUGGUCAUCUGCCACCUCCCAGAAGGCCUGGACAUCCCUCCGAUAGGGGCCCCUGUUCAGGUCUGUGUGAAUGGGGAGUGCUGGGGACAGGGCCGGGUGGUGCGGGAGAGCCUGGCCUCGCCCCUGCCAGGCAUCAUCGUGGGCAUACUGCUGACCUUCGUCCUGCUGGCCAGCUGUCUUCUGGCCAUGCUGAUGCUCAGGUACAAGAAGAAGAAGAAGGAGCUGGCGAUGGUACGCCUAGAGACCCUGGGGUCUCUGGAGAGGACUGACAUCUCCUACCCCCUCCCCCUGCUGCGCUCAGGUUCAGACUACAGGAGUGGCUCAGGAGUCUCGGACAGCGAGGGCCAUAACCACGGCGGGCAGGAUCGGGGCCCCUCAUCCACUGGCAGCAGCAAUGGCUCAAGUGUGCCCCUCAGAAGGGUUGUGUCCAUCCGUAUUGAGGACCUGAGCCCCGAGCUUCUGGCCGAGGUGAAGGAUGUCCUGAUUCCCUCGGAGCAGCUUCAGACACACUGCGAUCAGGUCAUUGGCAAAGGUCACUUUGGAAUCGUCUAUCAUGGCAAGUACACUGACCCAUCCCAGAAUUGCAUCCACUGUGCCGUCAAGUCUCUGUACCGCAUCACGGAGGUGGAGGAGGUGGAAGAGUUCCUGCGGGAGGGGCUGAUCAUGCGUACCUUUCACCACCCCAAUGUACUCUCCCUCAUCGGUAUCUGCCUGCCCCCCAAUGGGCUACCUCUCGUCCUGCUGCCCUACAUGCCCCAUGGGGACCUGCGCCACUUCAUCCGCUCCCCAGAUCGGAACCCCACAGUCAAGGAUCUCAUCGGCUUUGGCUUGCAAGUGGCCAGAGGCAUGGAGUACCUGGCAGGAAAGAAAUUUGUGCACAGGGACCUGGCAGCCCGGAACUGCAUGCUGGAUGAGUCAUACACAGUGAAGGUGGCUGACUUUGGGCUGGCCCGGGACAUCCUGGACAAGGAUUAUUACAGUGUCCGGCAGCACCGCCAUGCCCGUCUGCCCGUCAAGUGGAUGGCAUUAGAGAGCCUGCAGACCCACAAGUUCACUACCAAGUCAGAUGUGUGGUCCUUUGGUGUGCUGCUGUGGGAGCUGCUGACCCGAGGAGCAUCACCCUACCCUGAUAUCGACCCCUUCGAUAUCAGGCACUAUCUGGCCCGGGGUCGGCGCCUGCCUCAGCCUGAAUACUGCCCACACUCCCUGUACAAGGUGAUGGGACAGUGCUGGGUCCCAGCCACCACGGAGAGACCCAGCUUCAGGGACCUGGUAGGGGAACUGGAACGCAUCUCUGCCUCCCUGCGCGGAGAGCACUACGUCAACCUGAACGGUGGAUACGUCAACUUGGAGCUCAGCCCCCUACUGCCUCCCUGCCCCAGUUCCGAAGAUGAGCUGGACCAGACUGACGACGAGAUGGAGAAGAAGGCAAAGAUCAAUCUCCGCCCCACCCUGAGUAGCCCUGCCUCGGCUCCUCUCUAGGCAGUGUCACAGUAGCUUCCUUUCUCAUGACAGUGUCCAUCCUCCUCCAGGUCCCUACCUGCCUUAACAAAGCUAGCUGGCUAGGCUAGGGAGCGCAGAACAGUUAGCUCAGGAUGGCUGAGGAGGGAGCUAGGUUGGGAAGGAGAGCUCUGAGGGGCUGAGCUUUUCCAUUCAUCUUCCUUCAACCUAGUUCCCUUGAGGGGUGUAGUGGGGCCAGGAGGCCAGGUUUCCACCCCCUAGGGGAUUUGGGGUUCUGGUGUUGGGGUUACAGAUAAUGUCAAUAAACAUGGUCAGGAACACUU